Molecule: messenger RNA, 1088 nt
Organism: Gavialis gangeticus (Gharial)
Lineage: Eukaryota; Metazoa; Chordata; Crocodylia; Gavialidae
Gene: MAFA
Product: MAF bZIP transcription factor A
Exons: 1
Coding region: 7-861 (284 amino acids)
Biological process (GO): regulation of transcription by RNA polymerase II; retinal rod cell development
Cellular component (GO): nucleus
Molecular function (GO): RNA polymerase II cis-regulatory region sequence-specific DNA binding; DNA-binding transcription factor activity, RNA polymerase II-specific
Source: RefSeq, a predicted model, not a curated record
CUGGCCAUGAGCGCGGAGCUGCCCACCAGCCCCCUGGCCAUCGAGUAUGUCAACGACUUCGACCUGAUGAAGUUCGAGGUGAAGAAGGAGCCGCCCGAAGCCGAGCGCUUCUGCCACCGCCUGCCGCCCGGCUCGCUGUCCUCCACGCCCAUCAGCACGCCCUGCUCCUCCGUGCCUUCCUCGCCCAGCUUCUGCGCCCCCAGCCCCGGCGCGCAGGCGGGGGUGGCUCCCGGCGGGGCCGGCGCGGCCGCCAGCAAGCCCCAGCUGGAGGACCUGUACUGGAUGUCCAACUACCAGCAUCACCUGAACCCCGAGGCGCUCAACCUGACCCCGGAGGAUGCCGUGGAGGCACUCAUCGGCGCCCCCCACCACCACCAUCACCACCACCACCACCAGCCGGGCUACGAGGGCUUCCGGGCGCAGGCCUUCGGGGCCGAGGAGAUGCCGCCCUCAGGGCACCACCACCACGCGCACCACCACCACCACGCGCACCACCUGCGGCUGGAGGACCGCUUCUCGGACGACCAGCUGGUGAGCAUGUCGGUGCGGGAGCUGAACCGGCAGCUGCGCGGCUUCUCCAAGGAGGAGGUGAUCCGCCUCAAGCAGAAGCGGCGCACGCUGAAGAACCGCGGCUAUGCCCAGUCCUGCCGCUACAAGCGGGUGCAGCAGCGGCACAUCCUGGAGAACGAGAAGUGCCAGCUCCAGGGCCAGGUGGAGCAGCUCAAGCAGGAGAUCGCCCGCCUGGCCAAGGAGAGGGACCUCUACAAGGAGAAGUACGAGAAGCUGGCCGGCCGCGCCUUCCCCCGCGAGCCCUCGCCCGCCACCGCCCCGGGGAAAACCUCCGCUGACUUCUUCAUGUGAGGCUCCCCUGCGCCGGGGGCGAGGCUCUUCCCCACCCGCCCUGCACCCCUGUACAUAGAUCCCUGGCGCUGUCUCCCUCUCGGCUUCCUCCCAGCCGCCAGACCGGGAUGGACACGAGCGAUGGGCUGUCUGGGAUGGCUCGGACGGGGCCGAUCCUGCCUCGGGACUGGGUGGACGUGGGUUACGGGUCGGGCAGGGGACCGGACGAGACGGACAUGAGCGACGGA